Molecule: messenger RNA, 2115 nt
Organism: Triplophysa rosa
Lineage: Eukaryota; Metazoa; Chordata; Actinopteri; Cypriniformes; Nemacheilidae
Gene: kyat1
Product: kynurenine aminotransferase 1
Exons: 13
Coding region: 131-1546 (471 amino acids)
Biological process (GO): biosynthetic process
Cellular component (GO): mitochondrion; cytoplasm
Molecular function (GO): pyridoxal phosphate binding; L-kynurenine:2-oxoglutarate transaminase activity
Source: RefSeq, a predicted model, not a curated record
UCUUGCGUCUGGAGGUGGCGCUCAGGUCAAAGGCUCAGGCUGGGAAGACGUCUUUAAAAUAUGUGUUGCUGAUUUACACGGCUUUAUGACUGGUUUAUAACUGGUGUGAAGGUGCUUUCGACAAACUGGUAUGUGGAGGAGACAGGCAGUAAAUGGAGCUUCAGUUUCAAUCAGAUUGUUAAUUUCGCGUUUUCAUCAUAAGAUAAUCAUGUCUCGCAAGCUGCACGCAAGGAGGAUUGAAGGCAUUGACAAAAAUAUAUGGGUGGAAUUCACUCAGCUGGCUGCAGACUAUAAGCCAGUAAACUUGGGACAGGGAUUUCCUGAUUUCUCCCCACCUAGUUUCAUUCAAGAGGCCUUCUGCAAAGCGGUGAAUGGAGGGGUCCCCAUGCACCAGUACACACGUGCUUUUGGCCAUCCUGCUCUUGUGAAGAUCCUGGCCAAGUUCUACAGUAGAAUUGUUGGCCAAGAAAUAGAUCCAAUGGAGGAUGUCCUGGUCACAGUAGGAGCAUAUCAAGCUCUUUUCUGCACGUUUCAGGCUCUUAUUGAUGAAGGUGAUGAGGUUAUUAUUGUGGAGCCUUUCUUUGACUGUUAUCAACCAAUGGUAAAGAUGGCAGGAGGAACAGCUGUCUAUGUGCCUCUCAAACCUAGAGAAGGCAGUGGUCCAGCUACGUCCAGUGCUGAGUGGGUAUUGUCUCCUGAAGAGUUAAAGAGUAAAUUUACUCCUUGUACCAAAGCCAUUGUCAUAAACACUCCUAAUAACCCACUUGGCAAGGUGUAUCUGCGGGAGGAACUGGAGAUGAUUGCUGACUUAUGCAUCAAACAUGAUGUUGUUUGCAUUAGUGAUGAGGUGUACGAGUGGCUAACAUAUGAUGGAACAAAACAUGUGAAAAUCGCCAGCCUUCCGGGUAUGUGGGAACGCACUGUUACUAUUGGAAGUGCUGGCAAGACUUUCAGUGCCACUGGGUGGAAGGUGGGAUGGGCAAUAGGAUCAGACCUCAUCCUGAAGCAUCUAAAAACCGUCCAUCAGAAUUCUGUGUAUCACUGUGCCACAGCUGCUCAGGUAAAACGCAAAAUCUGUGUAAUGGGGUUGAAGCAUAUAACAUUUUCUCACUGGUGUGACACUGUUGUUCUGAAGGAGGCUGUAGCUGUAGGUUUUCAGAGGGAAUAUGAUGUAUUUGGAACAGAGGAAAGCUACUUCCAGCAGCUACCUGCCCAUCUUCAUGAAAAGCGUCUCAGGUUGGCAGACUGUCUGAGGAGCAUCGGUCUGAACCCUAUCAUACCUCAGGGAGGAUACUUCAUGAUAGCAGAUAUCUCAAAUCUUAAGGUCGACCUCACUGACACCAGUACUAAAGAUGAACCCUAUGACUACAGAUUUGUUAAAUGGCUCAUAAAAGAAAAGGGACUGGCCACUAUCCCAGUGUCUGCAUUCUAUAGCCCAGAACACAGAGAAAACUUCCAGAAAUACAUCAGAUUCUGCUUUGUAAAGGAGGACUCAACACUUAAAGCAGCAGAGGUCAUCCUGAGACAGUGGAGUGACAGCAAAUAAAAUCAGUAAAUUCUUUGCAGAGACAAUCUGAGCCCCAUCAGAAUUUUAUGAUGUAAUUUUGGGACAAGUGGAUUUUUUUUAAAGAAAAAUCUUUGUUUGUCCUGUAGGCUUGUUAUAGGUUGAAAGUAUCUGCAGGGCCAGUACAUGGCAAUAGAUGCAAGAAUACAAAAGGGGGCGAAAUAGUAGUGUAGUCAUUUUAGUACACGCAUUUGAUGACUUGGAAACAUGUUUGAGAGUAUAUUAGUGGCUGCAUAAUACAGCGAGUGAGUUUCUUUCAAUCAUCAUGUUCUCUUUUAAAAUCAAAUUUCAAAUUUUAAAAUGACCAGUAAAGGGACUUUUGGGGGUCUUGCAACGAUGAUUAUAAUGAUUAAUGUUACGUUUUAAUCAAUCCACCAUUUUGUUAAAAAAUUUGGUUGUAGCAGUGAGUAGCUGGAUUUGCCAGAGAUUUUUGAAAAUGAAAUGUUGAAAUGUAUAUUUACAAGUUUCGUCUUUGAAAAGCCUAGCUGUUAUUGUGGCAUAAUUGAAUAUAAUAAUGUUAAAAUAAUAUUUAUUAAAUGUAUGCUUCUGUG